AUGCGAAGUGCGGCUCUCCAGGCUUUCCGUACGGCUCGUCGUGCACCAGUACGGAAGGUCGUCACUAGGAAACCGUGCGCCGUCUCGUUCUCUAGCAGCCGGCCGUUCGGCCUCCGUCCUUCCUCCGCCGGUAAACAUCCACCCUUCAUUCCUGCAUCCUUGCAGUCCUCCAUGCAUAUUCGAAACUUCUCUAUUGCCGUGAUCUCGACAGUGGUGGCUUCCGGGGCCUGGUACGCUUAUCAAGGCAACACCUCGCAGCCCAUCCCGGUAGCAGGCUUGAACGCCACCUCGUCCUCGCAGCUCCGUUCGAUUUCGACGUCGACUGCACAUGCUGAGGACGUCCCAGAGUCAACCCGCCGAGCGCUUCUUGUCGAUAAUGAUCAAUUCUAUACCGCAACCCUCUCGGGAGAACAGCCUCUAUUUAAACAAACAGACGACUCGGACCGCCGCGUGCUCGAGAUGUUGACGCCAGAACAAGCCACCCAGAAGCUGAGGAAGAAUGAGGAGUCGUACUUGGUGAACCGUGGCAAGGGCGUUGUCCGGUACGAUGUGGUGCAGGUCCCCAGCAACUCGCCCAUUGAAGACGACCAUGCCGAGAAGGUCGUCGAGGUGCCGUCCACGGUCGCGGCGGCCAAGGAAGGCGAUGCCAACAGCGAUUGGAUGUUCUGGGCUGUGUUUGACGGCCAUUCGGGCUGGACAACUUCGGCGAAGCUGCGCAAUGUUCUUAUCUCUUACGUGGCCCGUGAAUUAAAUUCUACCUACAAAGCUGCUGCGACCGACCCUUCUCUGCUGUCUCCCACGUCCAAUGCGGUGGAUGCUGCCAUCAAGCAGGGAUUCGUUCGACUAGACAACGAUAUCGUGCACAACAGCGUCGACAAGGUCCUCAAGUCCAACUCGCGGCGAAUGGCGGCGGAGAUGCUUGCCCCCGCCCUGUCCGGCUCCUGCGCUCUACUUGCUUUCUACGACUCGCAGUCUAAGGAUCUGAAGGUGGCCGUCGCUGGUGAUUCCAGAGCGGUUUUGGGCCGUCGUGCUUCCAACGGAAAGUGGUCAGCCACCGCCCUCUCGGAGGAUCAGACCGGCGGCACUCCGUCCGAGAUGAAGCGCCUGCGGGAGGAACACCCUGGCGAGCCGAAUGUCGUGCGCAACGGCCGAAUCCUCGGCCAGCUGGAACCCAGCCGUUCCUUUGGCGAUGCAUUCUACAAGUGGAGCAAAGAGACCCAGGAAAAGAUCAAGCGACAGUUCUUCGGACGGACCCCCCACCCUCUUCUGAAAACUCCACCUUACGUUACUGCCGAACCUAUCAUCACGACCACCAAGGUUGAGCCCAGCAAGGGUGAUUUCGUGGUCAUCGCUACCGACGGUCUCUGGGAGAUGCUGAGCAACGAGGAAGUCGUCGGACUUGUGGGCGAAUGGGUCGAGCAUCAGAGAUCUGGAGCCGCGAACGGUAGUAACAAGAGCUGGCUGCCGAGCUGGUUGGGAUUCGAGAACAAGCAGCUCCCCGUGGAAGCGGCGAAGGAGGCGGGCACUGAUGGCCAGCGCCGCCCUAUCCGUCAGCAACAAUACGAUAUUGCGGGCGCCGCCAGUCGGUUCACCGUCGAGGAUAACAAUGCCGCCACUCACCUUGUCCGUAACGCCAUGGGCGGUAAAGACAAGGACAUGGUGUGCGCUCUCUUGACUCUUCCCAGCCCGUACUCCCGCAGAUACCGGGACGAUGUAACCGUAGAGGUCAUCUUUUUCGGCGACGGUCCUGACAACCGCAGCAUCGCGAUCAACGAGGAAGCCAGCGCAUCGGAGGAAAACGUCAAGGCCAAGCUUUGA
Molecule: messenger RNA, 1818 nt
Organism: Aspergillus affinis
Lineage: Eukaryota; Fungi; Ascomycota; Eurotiomycetes; Eurotiales; Aspergillaceae
Gene: ptcF
Product: type 2C protein phosphatase ptcF
Exons: 3
Coding region: 1-1818 (605 amino acids)
Biological process (GO): protein dephosphorylation
Molecular function (GO): protein serine/threonine phosphatase activity
Source: RefSeq, a predicted model, not a curated record